GGAGGGACGUCGGACGGCGUGGCGCGGUGACGUAAUGACGCGGGCUGUUAAUCUAAUUAUGUUCUAGAACAUGUGAAAGGGAACAUGACACUAAUAUUCUAAAAGCGACUCAUGUAAACACCUCAAUCACAUUAUUAUCUUACUCAGAGCAAGGUCAGUAAUUAGAUUACUGCUGUCCAUGUAAACGUAGUCACUAUUGAACGUAGUCACAGGUUUCUUUCAGAGUUAAGGUUUACAUGGACGAUCAAAAAAUAUUUUAACUGUUGAUCAGUUAUUUCAAAAAUCACACCAAUUUGACCCGCUUUUUGCAAUUUAAGAUGACCUAUUUAAUAUACCAGUGGUUGUUUAUUUAUUUUUGUUUGUUUAUUUUUAAUUGCUUUUAACAUAUUAUUGUUAUUAGGACGGAGCCGCUGUGUUUUUACUUCCUGGCCACGUUGCUCUGCUGUGGUUGGUUAAGAAGAAGGACGAAUGGGGCGCGGCCAAAUCAGGGCUAUGGAUCAUACCAUUAUGGAAAGGAGGAGGGGGUAUGAAUGGAUAUGCGUAUUGUAGGCCCCUCGCCUUCUUUCUUUUACUAUUACAAUGGUACACUCCGGCGACCGAUGACCUGCUACGAGAAGUUGACGUCACGCGGCCACGCCCACUCGCCUGGAUCCUGGAAGAACCUCGGCGCUUAUUCAUUGAAUAGAAACUUGUUUAACGGUGGAGGAAACUUUGUCAGAAAUACAGGUGUGUCCCAGGUCCUGCAGCUCAUCUGCUCUGAAUUACAGUGAUAAAACGUCACAGGUUUCCAUGAGGCUGGAGCUCUGACGAGGUCUACAAGUUUAUCGAGCGGUAGCGUUACAGUGAGUGCGGUUAUACCUGUCGUACCUGAUGCUGCCGUGUGUCUCGGCUCAUUCAGACUGCAGUUCAUCGCUACAUUCUUUCCGAUCCGUCCGUCAUGAAAGCUCUGAUUCUCGUCGGGGGCUAUGGCACAAGAUUACGGCCUCUCACGCUCAGUGUGCCCAAGCCGCUGGUGGAGUUCUGUAACAAACCCAUCCUGCUCCAUCAGGUGGAAGCCUUAGUCAAGGCGGGAGUCCGUCAUGUCGUCCUGGCCGUCAGCUACAUGUCCGACCUCCUGGAAAGAGAGAUGAAGACACAGGAACAGAGACUCGGAAUAAAAAUCUCCCUUUCCCAUGAGAAGGAGCCGCUGGGGACAGCUGGUCCUCUCGCUCUGGCUCGUGAGCUGCUGACGGACAGCGACGAGCCUUUUUUUGUGCUCAACAGUGAUGUGAUCUGUGACUUCCCAUUCGAGGACAUGCUUAAAUUCCACAAGAACCACGGCAAAGAGGGAACCAUUGUCGUAACUAAAGUGGAGGAGCCGUCGAAGUACGGCGUGGUGGUGUACGAGGGCGAGACCGGCCGCAUUCACCGCUUCGUCGAGAAGCCGCAGGUGUUCGUCUCCAACAAGAUCAAUGCCGGAAUGUACAUCUUUAGCCCGAGCAUGCUGAGGAGAAUACAGUUGCGACCCACCUCUAUUGAGAAGGAGAUUUUCCCAGUCAUGGCUGAGGAGGGACAGCUUUAUGCCAUGGAGCUUCAAGGGUUCUGGAUGGACAUCGGUCAGCCUAAAGACUUCCUGACUGGCAUGUGUAUGUACCUGCAGUCUGUCCGACAGAACGCUCCCGAGAGGCUCCGCACUGGACCCGGCUUCCUCGGCAACGUGUUAGUGGACCCAACGGCGGUGAUCGGGGAGAACUGCACAAUCGGGCCCAACGUGACCAUCGGCGCCGGGGUGGUGCUGGAGGAUGGCGUGAGGAUCAAACGCUGCACCGUGCUGAAGGGAGCUCAUAUCCGCUCACACUCCUGGCUUGAGUCGUGCAUCGUGGGCUGGAGCUCUUCUGUAGGACAAUGGGUGAGGAUGGAGAACGUCAGUGUUCUGGGAGAGGACGUGAUCGUCAGCGAUGAGCUCUACAUCAACGGCGCUAACGUUCUGCCCCACAAGUCCAUCACAGACUCUGUGCCCGAGCCUCGCAUCAUCAUGUAGAAAUCACAUACAUUCUUGUACUUCUCCGUGCCUGAGUGUGUAUCAGGAGAGCGCUAAUGGUGUGAGGCAUGGCUGGGAAUUUUAGCGGGAGGGUUGUAAGUAUUGUAAAAGACGGGCGGUGACGUUCCUGUAUUUAAGUGUCGAGAUGAAGGUUUGUCUAGAGUUCUUCUAGAUCUGCCCUGUGUAUAUGAAAAGAUGAAGGUUGGAUCGAAUGUCACAUUGCCUUAAAAACGGGGAGCCUGUGUCCUUUA
Ictalurus furcatus (blue catfish) is the source of this 2271-nucleotide messenger RNA. RefSeq names its product GDP-mannose pyrophosphorylase B (gene gmppb). Gene Ontology annotation, molecular function: mannose-1-phosphate guanylyltransferase (GTP) activity; GTP binding. The record is from RefSeq and is a predicted model, not a curated record. Gene Ontology annotation, biological process: cell wall mannoprotein biosynthetic process; GDP-mannose biosynthetic process. Lineage: Eukaryota; Metazoa; Chordata; Actinopteri; Siluriformes; Ictaluridae. The transcript has 11 exons. Gene Ontology annotation, cellular component: cytoplasm. Bases 938 to 2020 code for a protein of 360 amino acids.